Amorphotheca resinae ATCC 22711 is the source of this 1403-nucleotide messenger RNA. RefSeq lists its product as hypothetical. The record is from RefSeq and is a predicted model, not a curated record. Bases 209 to 1249 code for a protein of 346 amino acids. Lineage: Eukaryota; Fungi; Ascomycota; Leotiomycetes; Helotiales; Amorphothecaceae. The transcript has 5 exons.
AUGACAGUGACAAUCAAGCUAGACCGCUUCGCAAUAUGCCGCUAUUUGCAAGGACCAGAUUCGGUCGGAUUCAACAAGGUAGGAGCGCCUUUGUUGGCCACGAGGAAAAAUGUAGCAGAGCCCGACACAAUGCUAAUGCCUACUUCUAACGAAGACUGUGAGCAGACUCAAGGUAUUCAACAAAAGAAACAAUGUUUAUUCGUUGGAGAUGUUGAACUUACUUUGCGAGGAUACAGGAACUUCUUCAGCAACGAGCCCCCUCCUUGUCGGUUCUCUGCCGCAACACCUUCCUCCGACUGCCGCCGCCAGCUCGCGUAGCGACGAGCAGAGAGAAUAUGAGGAAAUCAAAAAGGACUGGCAAGAAGCAUAUGAUGAUGUUACGUACGACAGAGUGGAUGAGUUUGAACAAGGUAUCCCGCGACUAGCUGCCCUGAUCAGCUCCAACGAAACCUUUUGCCUUUUCCGAGGAUUCUUUCCAUAUGCUUGCCGGAUCCUUCUUCAUCGCGAAAUUGAGUUAGAACAGCUAGUAAAACGGCUUCACCAACUCGACGCCUCUGAUGCCGCUAAUCCUGAGAUGAUGUACAGGCUCAGUGGUGUUGAUCUUACAGAAGGAUUAGAUCCUGAGCAGAAGGAGCUCUUACAACAGAUUGAAAUCAAGAUAAGAGAGUACUAUGACUUUGUUUUGAAGUAUGUUGAUGUGAAGGCCCUUGGCCAGCCAUCACCAAAUAACCACCGCAGCCUCCACACUUGGAUACUUCGGUAUCUUCCUCUGAGGAAGGGCCAUGAUGAUUUCAUACGCCACGUUACGGAUCUGGUCUCAGGAACAAAGAGUAGCGAGCCUUAUGGGCAGCAGGGUAGUCGGCUCGAAGGAAUAAUAGAAGAAUUUGCAAACCGCAGGCCCAGAUCCUAUAUCAAUCAAUUCCUUAAGGUUAAGGAAGAACACAGCAAGCACCAACAUCUCGAAAUACACAUCUACUCUCAUACCCGCCUUAGGAUCGUUGCCAACGUUGUUGCGGUAUGCCUCGCAGUUGGCUUUCUGCUCACUCCCGUAUUCAUUUUGUUCCUGGUCGCCUUGUCUCGUGCCAUGAUGGUCAUGGUCGUUGGCAUAUUCGUGAUUGCGUUUUCCAUAGCAGUGUCGGUAGUGUCUGAGGCUAGAACACAAGAAAUAUUGAUAGGAACUGCAGCUUAUGGAGCGUUUCUCGUCACUUUCCUCGGAAAUAUGAAUCAAGGCUUCGCUCCUGGAUCCUAGUGACUGCUGAAAAUGCAAAGGAGGAGAGGAACAUGAUCAAAUUGAUACAGGUUCAUGGUUUGGUGUGACGCAAGGCGAAAAGUUCUCUUCAUCGAGUGAGCUAGGGUCCUAAUUCGAUUUUCUUUAAUUUUUCGCCGUAGUUCGAAGUUUUGGU